AGAUUGUUGCGAUAAAGCCACGUUCUGGAGGCGUCGGAAAGAGCACCCAAGGGCCAAAGCACCCAUAAGCCUCAAGUCGCUUUCCCACCAGUCGCUUCUCUCCAUACCAAACUCCGUGUUCCUCCACCAUUCCACUCAAAGCCGCCGCUGCUGCUGCUGCCACCCACCAUCCACACGUCACAGAAACAAUAUUCCUCUGCAACAAGCGAUAUGCACGAAUUAUAACCUACACCUUUCCGUCAGGAUGUCUUAGAGAGCCUGUGAAUGCCUUUUACUACGUCAGGCCAUGCAGCUACAGUAUUACAACCCUCACAGCCGUCCAAGAUGGAAAGCCGAGGCUCCUCGAGACUGCUCGAGGAAUCACUCCCUCCAUCAUCGCCAAAGCAGAGCCUCUUCUCCACGGGUGACUCUGCGGUGACCACGCAAACCGCUCCGACUGGCGAGAGGAAGUGGGUGGACAAGAGAAGUCUGGAUUAUAUUCUGCGUAGCGGUCUUGCGGGUGGAUUGGCAGGAUGUGCUGCCAAAACCGUUGUCGGACCGCUAGAUCGAGUCAAGAUCCUGUUUCAAGCCUCGAAUCCACAGUUUGCAAAGUAUACUGGAAGUUGGCUGGGAGUGUUUACUGCGAUGCGGGACAUAAAUAAAACAAACGGCAUCCGAGGGUUAUAUCGUGGGCAUUCAGCUACUCUACUCAGAGUCUUUCCCUAUGCUGGCAUAAAAUUCCUCGCUUAUGAGCAGAUCAGAGCCCGUGUGAUCCAUGACAAAUCGCAAGAAACAUCAGUUCGACGAUUCUUGUCAGGGUCACUGGCGGGCAUCACGUCGGUCUUCUUCACCUACCCCCUCGAAGUUAUCCGUGUCCGAUUAGCGUUCGAGACGAAGCGAGAUUCACAUUCAUCCUUAUCCCGAAUAUGUCAGCAGAUCUAUCACGAACAGGCCCCUCAGCCUCAAACUCUGGCCGGGCAGAGCCCUGUCGCGGUUGUGUCGAAUGUCGUGCACCAGGCAGCCCCAAAAUCGGGUCUUGCCAAUUUCUAUCGUGGCUUUUCACCGACCCUGCUCGGAAUGCUGCCAUAUGCAGGCAUGUCCUUCUUGACGCACGACACCAUUGGAGAUUUGUUUCGACAUCCGUCUUUAGCACCAUACACUGUCUUACGAUCCACCGCGACAACUCCUACACCGUCACAUAGCGGCUCCGACAACAUGGUCAGCCACCGAAGCCAGCUGACUGCUCCGGCCGAACUCACAUCUGGUGCUCUGGCUGGCUUAGUAUCUCAGACAGCGUCUUACCCUCUUGAAGUGAUCAGACGGAGGAUGCAGGUAGGCGGUGCGGUCGGUGAUGGUCAUAGAUUGACCAUCACGGAGACAGCACGUCGAAUAUUCGUAGAGAGGGGUUGGAGAGGCUUUUUUGUUGGUCUCACCAUCGGAUAUCUCAAGGUUGUCCCUAUGGUAGCCACGAGCUUUUAUGUUUACGAACGUGGAAAAUGGAUGUUGGGAAUCUGAGCAAUGCCUUAGGGAAAUCAAGCAUCACGGAGUCUCUUGACUGGAUUACCGCCAGAGAGCGCUCCGCACGGCUUGACGGCUUACACCAGCGGCGAACUUCCAGGUUCA
This is a messenger RNA of Exophiala viscosa, 1602 nucleotides long. RefSeq names its product solute carrier family 25. The transcript is spliced from 2 exons. NCBI's taxonomy places the organism in Eukaryota, Fungi, Ascomycota, Eurotiomycetes, Chaetothyriales, Herpotrichiellaceae. The record is from RefSeq and is a predicted model, not a curated record. Gene Ontology annotation, molecular function: coenzyme A transmembrane transporter activity. Gene Ontology annotation, biological process: mitochondrial coenzyme A transmembrane transport. Gene Ontology annotation, cellular component: mitochondrial inner membrane. The coding region runs from base 265 to 1494 and encodes 409 amino acids.